Fonsecaea monophora is the source of this 1371-nucleotide messenger RNA. Its product is annotated as methionine aminopeptidase 2-1. NCBI's taxonomy places the organism in Eukaryota, Fungi, Ascomycota, Eurotiomycetes, Chaetothyriales, Herpotrichiellaceae. The transcript is spliced from 4 exons. Gene Ontology annotation, molecular function: metalloaminopeptidase activity. The record is from RefSeq and is a predicted model, not a curated record. Gene Ontology annotation, biological process: proteolysis. Bases 1 to 1371 code for a protein of 456 amino acids.
AUGGGAACCAAAACUCCUCAAAACGAACAUCGUAGGAACGACGGAGACUUGCCAAACUCGGAUGGAUCUUAUGGCGUCGGCGGCGAGCCUCGAGGCUCUCACAUGUCCAGAGACGGCGAUGGGUGUCUCGGCGAUGUUGGGGGAGGGGAUGACGACGACGGCGAUGGCGCCAGCGAUGCAGAGGCCGAGGCAACAACCCUGGGAUCGCUAGAAGCGGCAUUCUUGACUACCGAUGGUGCAGACGCACAGAAGAAACGAAAGAAGCCCAAGAAGAAAAGCAAGAAGAAGAAGAAAGUGCCGGCGCCGGCCUCUGUCGAGCAGUCGUCGCCACCGACAGUCUUGCUGAGCGACCUCUUCUCAUCUGGCCAGUAUCCCGAGGGCGAGAUACAGAGCUACACCGAAGCACGCACAGCCGCUGCUGAAGCGCGUCAGGAAGCUCGUUCCCAUUGGCAAGAUGAUUCUUUCCUUCAGAACUACCGCAAGGCCGCCGAGGCGCACCGCCAAACUCGACAGUGGGUGCAAGAAUGCGUGAAGCCGGGCCACACUCUCCUGGAGGUUGCGGAAGGCAUCGAGAAUAGUGUCAGGGCUCUACUUGGUCACACAGGACUGGAGCCUGGAGAUAGCCUCAAGGCCGGCAUGGGCUUCCCCACGGGACUCUGCCUCAACAAUCAGGUCGCGCAUUACACGCCCAAUCCGGGCCAGAAGGACGUCGUGCUCCAGCAAGACGACAUCCUAACGGUCGACUUUGGUGUCCAUAUCAACGGCUGGAUUGUCGACAGCGCCUUCACCAUGGCCUUUGACCACACCCACGAUGACCUCCUAGCCGCGGUUAAGGAUGCCACUAAUACGGGAAUAAAGACUGCCGGAGUCGACGUGCGCAUCAGUGAUGUGAGCGCUGCGAUCCAAGAAGUCAUGGAGAGCCACGAGGUGGAAAUCCGUGGCAAGACGUUCCCCGUCAAGCCAGUGCGCAAUCUCUCGGCCCAUGACAUCAAGCAGUACCGCAUCCACGGCGGCAAGUCCAUCCCUUUUGUGAAGAACUCGGACCAGACCAAGAUGGAAGAGGGCGAGGUCUUUGCCAUCGAGACAUUUGGCACCACAGGCCGUGGCUAUGUGGUGGACGAUGUAGGAGUAUAUGGGUAUGGGCUGAAUCACGACGCACCGCUGUCGACACCUCUGUCCCUGGCCUCUGCGAGACGUCUGCAUCGGACGAUCCGCGAAAACUUUGGCACCAUACCGUUCUGCCGUCGCUAUCUCGAGCGACUCGGCGUCGAGAGGUAUUUGGCCGGCGUGAGUCUAUCCCUAACCUUCUCGUUGUCUCCAUCUCUAGAGAACACAAACAGAAGUCGAAAACAGUCUGCAUUGAUGACUUGA